Protopolystoma xenopodis is the source of this 210-nucleotide messenger RNA. The record is from the annotation of a GenBank genome assembly. NCBI's taxonomy places the organism in Eukaryota, Metazoa, Platyhelminthes, Monogenea, Polystomatidea, Polystomatidae.
AUGAGCGUACGCCAAGUUGGAUGCGAUUUACAGCCCAUCACCUGUUUGCGUGGAAAAGUUCAAGGCUUUUUUUGGCGUAAUCCACGCUCAAUGCGUUCCUCAUUUGGUGGUGAGUUUAGCUCAAAUCUCCGGCUCCAGACCGCAUUGGCCAGACGCCGUGGCUGCCGCCGCCAGAGCGGUGAGUCAUCGACUCAUUUAGCCAGGCAUUAG